This is a messenger RNA of Gossypium arboreum, 1328 nucleotides long. Its product is annotated as binding partner of ACD11 1-like. The record is from RefSeq and is a predicted model, not a curated record. Gene Ontology annotation, molecular function: RNA binding. The transcript is spliced from 6 exons. Bases 265 to 1191 code for a protein of 308 amino acids. NCBI's taxonomy places the organism in Eukaryota, Viridiplantae, Streptophyta, Magnoliopsida, Malvales, Malvaceae.
UAUUUCUUUUUCCCAUUUUUUUUUUUUGUUUGUGAUGAAUGGGACCCUUUGCUCGGUUAGAUCCAAGAUUCCUUUUUUCGGAAAAAAAUAAAAAUUCUAAUGAAAGAUAAAUGUAUGUAUUGCUCCGUUUGGUUGCUGGAAAAAUGUACGAGAAAUGAGAUCAUAAAAGCUGGACUCUUGAGUUGAUCUGUACUUGACCCAAAUUUCUCUUUGGGUUUCUAGAGUUGACCUCAUUGUAGUUCUUGGGUUCUGAAAGCAAGUUCAAUGAUUCCACUGGACCAAACUAAUCUUACUCUUGGAGCAGUAACGGAGACAAGUGCUACAGCAAAUUGGACUAUCAAUGCGUCAAAUAUAAGAACAGUUAAGGUCAGUAAUAUUUCUCUAGCUGCUUCUGAGAGGGAUAUCAAAGAAUUCUUUUCUUUCUCUGGUGAUAUUCAAUAUGUUGAAAUGCGAAGGGAGACUGAAAAUGCUCAAGUUGCUUAUGUUACCUUCAAGGAUACACAAGGAGCAGAUACAGCAAUACUAUUGACUGGAGCCAAAAUAGUUGAUCUUUCUGUCAAUAUCACACCUGUUGAGGAUUACCAACUACCCCCUGAAGCUCUCCUGUCAAACAUGGAGAAAAAGCAGGUUGUUGCAGAUUCUACUGUGCAAAAGGCUGAAGAUAUGGUGAGCACCAUGCUUGCCAAGGGCUUCAUAUUGGGAAAGGAUGCCAUCAACAAGGCAAAAGCAUUCGAUGAACAGCAUCACUUGACAUCGAAUGCCUCUGCUGCGGUAACUUCAUUUGAUCAGAAAAUUGGUCUGAGCGAAAAGCUAAGCAUUGGAACAGCCGUGGUUAACGAAAAGAUGAGAGAGAUGGACGACCGAUUCCAAGUCUCUGAGAAAACAAAGUUUGCCUUAUCUGUUGCCGAGCAGAAGGUAAGCAUUGCGGGAACUGCUAUCAUGAGCAACAGCUACGUAUCUACAGGAGCUUCAUGGCUUUCAAACGCAUUCACUGCAGUUGCGAGGGCAGCUGAGGACGUAGGUAUGUUGACAAAGGAGAAAGUUGGAAAAGCAGAGGAAGAAAAAAAGGGUUCUGUCUACAAGGAGAGAGCAAGGAUCAUCGAAGACUUUGCAGAGCUCCAUCUUGAUGAAUCUCCCAAGGCAGAACCUUCAGUAGGUCUAGUUGAUUCAACAACUGAUAAGCAAGCUUAGAAUGAUAUGAAAUGAUUGCUUUUGAACUUUGAUUUUCCUUCAAUGCCUUGAUUCUUUCAUUGUUGUACAAUACACUGUUACAUGGGAUUGUAAUUCAAAGGAAUUUCUGAUAUAUAUUAUUAUAUGUUCUAAACAUA